Molecule: messenger RNA, 2142 nt
Organism: Acanthosepion pharaonis
Lineage: Eukaryota; Metazoa; Mollusca; Cephalopoda; Sepiida; Sepiidae
Source: the annotation of a GenBank genome assembly
AUGUCGUGGCUAUUUCUUCUCCACUAUUCCUUCUUUCUUUUUUCUAUAUGUUCUGUUCAUCAUCUAUCUAUAUACCAUUAUCUAUCUAUCUAUCUAUCUAACAUUAUAUAUCUAUCUAUAUUCAUUAUCUAUCUAUAUUCAUUAUCAAUCCAUCUAUUUCCGUCUGUUCAUUAUUUAUCUAUCUAUAUUCAUUAUCUGUCUAUUUUCUUCAUAUCUAUCUAUCUAUCUAUCUAUCUAUCUAUCUAUCAGUUUCUUCAUAUCUAUCUAUCUAUCUAUCUAUCUAUCUAUCUAUCUAUCAGUUUCUUCAUAUCUAUCUAUCUAUCAGUUUCUUCAUAUCUAUCUAUCUAUCAAUCUAUCUAUCAGUUUCUUCAUAUCUAUCUAUCUAUCUAUCUAUCUAUCUAUCAGUUUCUUCAUAUCUAUCUAUCUAUCAAUCUAUCUAUCAGUUUCUUCAUAUCUAUCUAUCUAUCUAUCUAUCAGUUUUUCAUAUCUAUCUAUCUAUCUAUCUAUCUAUCUAUCAGUUUUUCAUAUCUAUCUAUCUAUCUAUCUAUCAGUUUUUCAUAUCUAUCUAUCUAUCUAUCUAUCUAUCUAUCUAUCUAUCAGUUUUUCAUAUCUAUCUAUCUAUCUAUCUAUCAGUUGUUCAUAUCUAUCUAUCAGUUUUUCAUAUCUAUCUAUCUAGCUAUCUGUUUUUCAUAUCUAUCUAUCUAUUUUUCAUAUCUAUCUAUCUAUAUAUCUAUCUAUCUCUAUUUAUCAAUUUUUCAUAUCUAUCUAUCUAUAUAUCUAUCUAUCUCUAUUUAUCUAUCUAUCAAUUUUUCAUAUCUAUCUAUCUAUCUAUAUAUCUAUCUAUCAGUUUUUCAUAUCUAUCUAUCUAUCUAUCUAUCUAUCUAUCUAUCUAUCUAUCUAUCAUAUAAUCUCUCUGUUUCUUCCUAUCUAUUUAUUUAUCUACUAUCUAUUUCUUUCUAUUUCUAUUCUAUCUAUCUAUCUAUCUAUCUAUCUAUCUAUCUAUCUAUCUUUCUAAUUUUUAUAUCUAUCUAUCUAUUUCUUUAUAUCUAUCUAUCUAUUUAUCUAAUUUUUUAUAUCUAUCUAUUUCUUUAUAUCUAUCUAUCACUUUAUAUCUAUUUCUUUAUAUCUAUCUAUCAGUUUCUUUAUAUCUAUCUAUCUAUUUCUUUAUAUCUAUCUAUCUAUCUAUCACUUUAUAUCUAUUUCUUUAUAUCUAUCUAUCUAUCUAUCUAUCAGUUUCUUUAUAUCUAUCUAUCUAUCACUUUAUAUCUAUUUCUUUAUAUCUACCUAUCAGUUUCUUUAUAUAUAUCUAUCUAUUUCUUUAUAUCUAUCUAUCUAUCUAUCACUUUAUAUCUAUUUCUUUAUAUCUAUCUAUCUAUCAGUUUCUUUAUAUCUAUCUAUCUAUCUAUCUAUCACUUUAUAUCUAUUUCUUUAUAUCUAUCUAUCAGUUUCUUUAUAUCUAUCUAUCUAUUUCUUUAUAUCUAUCUAUCUAUCUAUCUAUCUCUUUAUAUCUAUUUCUUUAUAUCUAUCAGUUUCUUUAUAUCUAUCUAUCUAUCUAUCACUUUAUAUCUAUUUCUUUAUAUCUAUCUAUCAGUUUCUUUAUAUCUAUCUAUCACUUUAUAUCUAUUUCUUUAUAUCUAUCUAUCAGUUUCUUUAUAUCUAUCUAUCUAUCUAUCACUUUAUAUCUAUUUCUUUAUAUCUAUCUAUCAGUUUCUUUAUAUCUAUCUAUCUAUCUAUCUAUCUAUCUAUCUAUCACUUUAUAUCUAUUUCUUUAUAUCUAUCUAUCAGUUUCUUUAUAUCUAUCUAUCUAUCUAUCUAUCUAUCUAUCACUUUAUAUCUAUUUCUUUAUAUCUAUCUAUCAGUUUCUUUAUAUCUAUCUAUCUAUUUCUUUAUAUCUAUCUAUCUAUCUAUCUAUCUAUCUAUCUAUCUAUCACUUUAUAUCUAUUUCUUUAUAUCUAUCUAUCAGUAUCUAUCUAUCUAUCUAUCUAUCACUUUAUAUCUAUUUCUUUAUAUCUAUCUAUCUAUUUCUUUAUAUCUAUCUAUCUAUCUAUCUAUCACUUUAUAUCUAUUUCUUUAUAUCUAUCUAUCAGUUUCUUUAUAUCUAUCUAUCUAUCUCAUUCUCUUCCUAUCUAUCUAUUUAUCUGA